UCAAAUAAACUCGUGCCUCUCAGCUCAUCUGUUUUCGCAGUCUUUAAAAAAUAAAAAUAAGUAAAAAUAAAAUUGCUCUGUAAAUAAAUAAAAAUGGACAAUUUUCAAAAUCGGGUUAAUUGCUACACUUGCGGUGUAUCAGAUGAGCCAAUUGUCUCCCUAAAGGUUGAAUAUUCCGACCAGAUAUGCGAAUUGUUGCGAAAGAGUGACAUUUUUCUACAAAAUUCACAAAUAAACGAACAAAUUUCAACUUGGGAUAAUUGUGAUCACUGUUUACAAUUAAUUUCUGAAUUGAGUCUCUUAAUAAGCAAACAGGCCGAAAUUGUGGAACAGAUUAAGGAUAGGAUUGCGACAGAAGCGAAGAAGAAAGUCGAGAAUGUUUCCGAAGCCCCUGAAAUCAAGCUUGAGGAAGAGGAGGAGGAAGAAGAGGGAUACAAAUCCGAGACAGAAUUCGAACCAUCCGAAUUUUUUUGCAAAAUUGAAGUAGAUCCUGACGCCGAAGAAUCGAUAAGUCAGGACAACGAAGAGGAGGAUGAUGAAGACGAGGACACAUUUACUAUACAAACUUUUGACCCCCCAACUCCGAAUGGGGCCACAACAAGUCUGGAAGAAUCGAAAAGUCACGACGACAAGAACCAGGAGGACAGCACCUUAAAUUCACAAAUUUUUGACCCGCCACCUCCUAAACGACUGGCGACAAGACUCGAAGGAUCGAAACGUACUCACGACGAGGAGAAGGACACCUUUGUUAUACAAACUUUUAAACCCCCACCUCCUAAACGGGCGAAAACGACAAGACUUGAAGAAUCGAAACGUCCCGACAAAGAGGGCAAGGACACAUUUACUUUAUUAAUUGUUGACCCUCCACUGCUCACUCUCACCGAAAAGGCGACAAAAAGCGAGGAAGCAGCAUUUACUUUAGAAGUUUUUGACCCCGCAUCUGGUACUUUUAUCAAACGGGCGACAAGUCCCCCCACCAUCCCACAGCCCAAAGUAAAAAAACCUCGCCCACCUCGAAAAUCACCUCUCCCUCCACCCCUACCCUGCCCCACGUGUAACAAACUAUUCCGCGGAAGUAAUGCCACAACUCAGCUUCGCCUCCAUGUCGACCACGUGCACGGAAAACCUAAAAUAAUCAUGUGUCCCUACUGCACCAAUAUUAUCGGUUUCGUCCAAGAACGGUCCUGGCUGGAUCACCUCCUCACACAGCACGAAACCCUGACCCCAGAAAAACCCUUGUCGUGUCCCAUCUGCCCAAAAACGUUCGCCAUUUCACAACUGCACGAACACCACGUGGCAAACCAUGCCAAAUUUGACGGCAAGUAUCCACUUUUCUGCCAAAGGUGCGACAAACGAUUCCAAACGCAAGAUCAGUUGGACCUCCACCGCACAAAAUCAUGCCCCCUCCUUGAAACGAAGGAAGCAAAAGUGUUUCCGUGUUCUCUCUGCAACACCAAAUUUCCGAGCCGGGCCAGAGUCGCGAUACAUCAGAGGUCGAAACAUCCCGAACUCUUGACGUGGAAGUGCGCCACGUGCGGAUCCCUCCAUUUGAGCGAAACUCAUCUCGCGACACAUUCCCUUCUUCACGGCAAUGCGGAUUCUUACGACUGCCUCGUCUGCACGAGGGGCUUCUUUAAAUCAAAAGACGACCUAAGUCUACACCUCACGACGUCCCACACCGGGGAGGAAACCAUCCCCUGUGGCGUCUCCGGCUGUCCCGCCCUCUUCCCCAACGUGCCGAACAAGCUCCAACACAUGGGCUCCGCGCACAACGAGGCCGUCUUCCCGUGUUCCUCGUGCCCCGAAAAGUUCGUCACUUUAUCCGCGAGGAUUGCGCAUGUCGAGCGCGCCCAUAAGGAUGGCGGCGCCCAAUCUUUUCCCUGCGAGUGGGACGCGUGUGGGAAAGUGUUCACGACUCAGGCCGCGUUGGGGAGGCACGUGAGCCACGUGCAUAAGGGGACUAGUCAGAGAACUUGUGAAACUUGUGGGAAGCAAUUGUCUAGCUUGGAGUCUUAUCGGUAUCACGUGAAGACUCAUAGCGGGGUGAAGGACUUCAUUUGUGAGAUUUGUGGGAGGGCGUUUAUGGUUCAGAAUAACUUAACGAAUCACAUGGUCAGCCACGCGGAGGAGAGGCCGUUCAAGUGUGAAGAGUGUGGGAAGGCGUUUGGGAAACGGUAUAUCCUUAAUGAUCAUGUGAAGAAGACGCAUCGUGGGGGGAGGGUGGCCAAGAAAAAAUUGUAGAUUCGGUGGUUACCAAGAUAACGCAAAAAUCGGUAAAAGCAGCACAUUUUUAAUUAAUUACUUCUCCGGUCUGGGAAUUUAUUUUGAAAUUCUGAACGGCUAAUUUUUUGAGCAGGUGGUUGCCAUUUUUUUAAAUUGUAUAGUUUUUGGAAACCUUCAGAAAAACUGGAAGUCUACGCAAAAGUUUAAAAUAAAUUGUCAGACCUGAGAAAUGAUUUGAAAUGUGUGUAGAUUUUACCGGUUUUGGUGAUCAAGUUCUGCGUAUUUAGUUAUUAGGCAUGACAAUCUGCGAAAUUUGUGUAGUUGGAAAUAUUUUUGGUAUUUUCUGACGAGUUAUUUAAUUCUAAAAAUGUGUAUCCAUACUUUUUAAUACAAAUGCCAAAAUAAUAUGUAUGAAUAUUUAAUCGGUGUUAAAUAAAUGAAGGACA
Molecule: messenger RNA, 2669 nt
Organism: Folsomia candida
Lineage: Eukaryota; Metazoa; Arthropoda; Collembola; Entomobryomorpha; Isotomidae
Product: gastrula zinc finger protein XlCGF58.1
Exons: 8
Coding region: 94-2241 (715 amino acids)
Biological process (GO): regulation of transcription by RNA polymerase II
Cellular component (GO): nucleus
Molecular function (GO): DNA-binding transcription factor activity, RNA polymerase II-specific; RNA polymerase II transcription regulatory region sequence-specific DNA binding
Source: RefSeq, a predicted model, not a curated record